Molecule: messenger RNA, 1410 nt
Organism: Rotaria socialis
Lineage: Eukaryota; Metazoa; Rotifera; Eurotatoria; Philodinida; Philodinidae
Source: the annotation of a GenBank genome assembly
AUGCAAGCAUCAAUAAUCGCUUUCAGUGACAGGCGAACACCGCGGCGAAAACUUGUUUUUUCUUCAAGUGAUGAUGAAACAGAUGAUAGUCCACAAUCUGUAUCUUCAGUACAAAUCUUCCGACAAGAACAUCAUUCAAUUAUUCAUGAUGAACAGUUGUCGACUAAGACAGAAUUGCCAACAAGUAUCGUGAUGCGUUCAAAACUAGAACAUUAUGGUUUUAGUAUGCUUGCUCGGCCUGCAUCACUACAUUUGAAUAAACGUCAACCAUUAGCUAUACAAAAUCAAAAUAAAAAAGUUCGUUCGAAUGAAUCAUGUCAUUCAAUGCAAACACGCUCGCAAUCAUCAUCGGAUUCGCAUUCGGAUCAUCUCGUAAAUUUAUUUGAUAAAACUCUUUCGACAGUGACACCAAACCCUGUUCGUAAUCGACAACGACGAUGCAAACCGUUACCCCUUUGUUUAUCUGAUAAUGAAAAAAAUAUGCCAGUUUUAACGGUCAUUACAACAGAUGACAAAGAAAAUGUAAAUAAACGAAGUUAUGAUGAAGAUGAAAACAGUGAAAAUUGUCGUUCAAUAAAACGCACAAAAAUCGAUGAUGAUAAUGAUAAAGAAAAUAAUUUAUUUAUCAAACGUUCUCGGCGUGGUGUUGGCUUAAUUCGCAGUUUCACUGAACCUAAUGAAGAACAAAUAAAAGCAUCCGUUGAACUUGGUUCGAAUCGAGAUUUAAUUGGUGAUCGUUCGCGUUCGCAUCUUUUACCAAGAUGCGCAAGUCGUAAGCAUCCAGAUCUUGCUUGUAUUAGUCCAGAAACGUUAAUUGAUGUAUUACAAAAUGUGUAUGCAUCAAAAAUUGAAAGUCUUCAUGUUAUUGAUUGUCGUUAUCCAUAUGAAUAUGAAGGUGGUCAUGUUCAAUCGGCUAAAAAUCUUUAUACACGUUCACAAAUUCAUAAUGAAUAUUUUCAUAAACCAUUGAAAUUAAACGAUUCGUCGAAAAGAAAUAUUUUUAUUUUUCAUUGUGAAUUUUCAUCCGAAAGAGCACCAUCAUUGCUAAGAUUUUUUCGAUCCGAGGAUCGUAAUAUACAUGAGCAAAGUUACCCACAAUUACAUUAUCCAGAAAUCUAUCUACUUGAAGGUGGUUAUAAAGCACUUUAUGAAUAUUCGAAUCAAUUCUGUGUACCAAAUCAAUAUCGAACAAUGACUGAUAUUAAUUAUCAAGAAGAAUAUCGCCAAUAUCGAUUUGAAACAAAACAAUGCGAUAAAUUUACAGGUGCAAAUGAAAGAACCGGUGGUGGACGUCGAACACGAACAUUAACAUUUCGUACUUGUCUAUCAUUUUCUUCACAACCAAAUCCACCGCGUUUAUCGAAUACUCGAUAUGAUCUACGAUUUAUUGAAUCUCCACCGCAAUGUUAA